Molecule: messenger RNA, 501 nt
Organism: Cooperia oncophora
Lineage: Eukaryota; Metazoa; Nematoda; Chromadorea; Rhabditida; Trichostrongylidae
Source: the annotation of a GenBank genome assembly
AUGAAAGGGAAGCGUCGCAAUCUUCUGCAAGUAGCGACGCGAUCGCGCGCGUACCCCAGCCGAGUCUGUCGUUUGAGGAUCGAUGCAAUUGCAGACAAGAUCUCGUGUGACAAAGGGACGAAAUGGAAGACGUACAUGGAAAAGACGUUGGAUGGGGGUUCAGAGGGCAUGGUGAACGAAUUCCGUACCAUUCGUGGGUUUUUGCCGCCCAUGGCCACGCGAAUCGCCUUCGAUGCUAACCCAGAGAAGAAUCGAUUCGAAGAUAUUGUGUGCAUUGAUCAGACUCGAGUUCGACUCGGCUGUGGCUCGUAUAUUCACGCUAGUUGGGUGAAUAUUACCGCCAGCAAGAAGGCAAUCCUCACCCAACUUCCGAAUCGAGAGAGUGGAGCGGAGUUCUGGCAAAUGGUUCUUGACGUCGACGCACAAGCGAUUCUCCUUUUGCUCACACAUGCCGAAUUCAACAUGUUCCAUGCAAAUGGAGUGUUCCCGGCUGAGCAGUGA